This is a messenger RNA of Baudoinia panamericana UAMH 10762, 415 nucleotides long. RefSeq lists its product as uncharacterized. The coding region runs from base 22 to 210 and encodes 62 amino acids. Gene Ontology annotation, molecular function: structural constituent of ribosome. The record is from RefSeq and is a predicted model, not a curated record. Gene Ontology annotation, cellular component: ribosome; cytosolic small ribosomal subunit. The transcript has 2 exons. Lineage: Eukaryota; Fungi; Ascomycota; Dothideomycetes; Mycosphaerellales; Teratosphaeriaceae. Gene Ontology annotation, biological process: translation.
CAUCCACAAUAACCCGCAAACAUGGGUAAAGUUCACGGUUCGUUGGCGCGUGCCGGUAAGGUCAAGUCGCAGACACCAAAGGUCGAGAAGCAGGAGAAGAAGAAGACGCCAAAGGGCCGCGCGAAGAAGAGAAUCACAUACACUCGCCGCUUCGUCAACGUCACCAUGACCGGUGGCAAGAGGAAGAUGAACCCCAACCCGACUUCAUAGACGCCAACUUCCUGAUGGGGGAGGUUUGAGAUGGUUGCAGAAAUGCAGAGUCCAAGGAUGAAAUGAGGGGUGGGAUGUCGCAUGGGGCUGGCGUUCGGUGACGGGAUGUUCACGGGGCCACAUUGUCUCUAGAGCUGCUCAGCUGGACGAGGUAUGCUGAAGGGACCCUUAAAGAUGAGGUCGGUGACUGUGCGGAGCAUGAGGC